AUGGGCCUUCCUCGAGGUCGGUGUCGACCACAUCAUGUCGCGAAGCUCGGCAUGUCGUACCAGUACUACAUUCUGCUGUACACGAGCAUCUACGAUUACUGCACAAACUCGGCGCGCGGUGGACUCAAUCUGCCCCAGAUGCCGCGCGGUGCCGGAGCUAGUCUCCAGGGCGCUGAGCUGUACAAGAAGCUGAGCCAGUUCCUUGCUGAGCACUGCAAGUCGAUGCGUGAGCUCAACGACCUCGAGCUGCUCAAGUACUACGCCCGCCAGUGGGACAGGUACACGAUGGGUGCGCGCUACGUGAACAAGCUGUUCAACUACCUGAACAAGCACUGGGUGAAGCGAGAGAAGGACGAGGGCCGUAAGGACGUCUACACGGUCUACACCCUCGCGCUCGUCAUGUGGAAGCGUCAGUUCUUCACCUACAUCAAGCAGGAGUCGGACACGACGCCCUCGCGCCUGACGCUCGCCGUGCUCAGGCAGAUCGAGCUCCAGCGCAACGGCGAGAUCAUUGACAACUCGCUGCUCAAGAAGGUCAUCGAGUCUUACGUCGCGCUCGGCAUUGACGACGCCGACGCCCAGCGCCAGAACCUCGAGGUGUACCAGGACUGCUUCCAGAAGUUCUUCAUCGACGCGACCGAGAAGUACUACACUGCCGAGUCGUCUGCGUUUGUCGCUUCCAACUCGGUCCCCGACUACAUGAAGAAGGCAGAGGAGCGUCUCGCCGAGGAGGCGGACCGGAUAAACCUCUACCUGCACGACAGCACGCGUGUUCAGCUCAAGGACACGUGCGAGGAGGUCCUCAUCAACCAGCACCGCGAGAUCAUGUGGAACGAGUUCCAGCCCCUCCUCGACGCCGAUCGCGAGGCCGACCUUGCCCGCAUGUAUGGUCUUCUCUCCCGCGUCCGCGGCCUCGACCCGCUCCGCAAGAAGUUCGAGGACCACGUCAAGCGCGCCGGUCUUGCUGCUGUUGAACGUGUGGUUCCUGCCCCCGGCGCCGUCAACGAGCAGGGCAAGCCCGAGACGCUCGACCCCAAGGCGUAUAUUGAGGCCCUGCUUAGUGUGCACUCCAAGUUUGGCGACAUUGUCAACGGUCCCUUCAACUCGGAGCUUGGCUUCAAUGCGUCGCUCGACAAGGCGUGCCGCGAGUUUGUCAACUCGAACGCGGCGGCUACUACCCCGACCAAGUCGCCCGAGCUCCUCGCGAGCUACUGCGACCAGCUGCUGAAGAAGUCGAACCGCGACUUGGACCCGGACGCGCUCGAGAACGCGCUCAACCAGUCAAUGGUCAUCUUCAAGUUCAUCGAUGACAAGGACGUCUUCCAGAAGUUCUACCAGCGCAGGCUCGCCUCGCGUCUCGUGAACGGCACGUCGGCGUCUGAGGACAGCGAGAGCAGCAUGAUCUCCAAGCUCAAGGAGCUCUCCGGAUACGACUACACGAACAAGCUCACGCGCAUGUUCAGCGACGUCAGUGUCGGACGCGACAUUACGGAGAAGUUCAAGGAGAAGGAGCGCCGCGACAACUCGCCCGACGACAUCGACUUCACCAUCAUGGUGCUCGGUACCAACUUCUGGCCCCUCACGCCGCAGAACACCGAGUACAACGUCCCGCGCGAGAUCCGUGGUGUCUACGACCGCUUCACCCGCUUCUACAACGACGUCCACUCGGGUCGUAAGCUCACUUGGCUCUGGCACGUGUCCAAGGGUGAGAUGCGCCCUACGUACCUCGGCCAGAAGUACAUCUUCAUGGUCAGCGCGUACCAGCUCGUCAUCCUGUGUCAGUUCAACGAAAACGACUCCCUCACGUUCAAGGAGAUCCAGACUGGCACUGGUCUUGCUGAGGGCAUCCUCAAGUCACAGCUCAACCUCCUCACCAAGCUCAAGGUGCUCACGAACGACGGCGACACGUACGACCUCAACAUGCACUUCAAGAGCAAGAAGAUUCGCGUGCAGCUCAACCAGCCUGUGCGCGCCGAGCAGAAGGCUGAGGCAAAGGAGGUCCUGCAGAGCGUCGACGAGGACAGGAAGUUUGUGUACCAGGCCAACAUUGUCCGUCUCAUGAAGGCGCGAAAGCACCAGCAGCUUAUUCAAGAGGUCACCGCCCAGAUCUCGCAGAAGUUCACCCCCAAGGUGUCCGAGAUCAAGAAGGCGAUCGACCACCUCAUCGACAAGGAGUACCUCGAGCGUGGAGAGGAGAAGGACCAGUACAACUACCUGGCGUAG
Molecule: messenger RNA, 2223 nt
Organism: Trichosporon asahii var. asahii CBS 2479
Lineage: Eukaryota; Fungi; Basidiomycota; Tremellomycetes; Trichosporonales; Trichosporonaceae
Product: ubiquitin-protein ligase
Exons: 4
Coding region: 1-2223 (740 amino acids)
Biological process (GO): SCF-dependent proteasomal ubiquitin-dependent protein catabolic process; protein ubiquitination
Cellular component (GO): SCF ubiquitin ligase complex
Molecular function (GO): ubiquitin protein ligase binding
Source: RefSeq, a predicted model, not a curated record